AUGUCCUCACAUGGUCGCUUUACCGAAUCAGCCGCUAACCAGCGGCCGGUCAAAGAGGUCCAAUUCGGAAUUUUAAGUCCCGACGAAAUUCGGAGCAUGUCCGUCCUCAAGGUUGAGUUUAGUGACAUCCGCGACGAAAGUGGAAAAGUUUUGGCAGGAGGAUUAUCUGAUCCUCGUUUGGGUACAACUGAUCGUGCAUUCAAAUGUCAAACAUGUGGUGAAUCGAUGAGCGAUUGCCCGGGACAUUUUGGACAUAUCGAAUUAGCACGACCUGUGUAUCACAUCGGUUUUAUCAAAAAGGUUAAAAAGAUUCUUGAAUCGGUUUGUUUCCACUGCGGAAAGCUCAAAGCGGAUGUCGAUACGGAUCCACUCUUUGCAAACGUAGUCAGAUCAACGUCGACCAAAACCGCUUACUCUCGUCUACGACGCUUCCACGGCACAUGGCAAGUCUGCUCCAAGAAGCUCAUUUGCGAAGCCGAUCCAGUAAAAGAAGAAGAUGAAUUCGGUGGAGUCGAAGAAGAAUUGCCAGUGGGACAUGGUGGAUGCGGUCACACGCAACCAGUAUACCGACGUGAGGGUUUGAAGAUGUACGUUAGUUGGAAGAAAGGAAAAGAAGAUGAUGAAGAGGAGGGCAGUAAAUUAUCACAAGCAGACAAAAGACCAUUACCAGCCUCGGAAGCAUUGCAAAUCUUGAAAAAGAUUAGUGAUGAAGACAUUGAAUUGAUGGGCCUGUCCAAGCUCGAAGCAAGGCCUGAAUGGAUGAUUCUUACCGUUUUACCUGUCGCACCACCACCGGUUCGUCCUGGUGUUGCAGAAGGAGGAACGGCAAAAGGUGAAGAUGAUUUGACAUACAAAUUGGCCGAUAUCAUCAAAGCGAGUACUCAAUUGAAAAAGUUCGAGCAAGAGGGUGCACCACCUCACAUUGUUGGUGAAUUUGAAGAUUUGGUUCAAUACCAUUGUGCAACAUACAUGGAUAACGAUAUCGCUGGUAUUCCGCAAGCUAUGCAAAAGUCAGGAAGACCAGUGAAGUCAAUCCGUGCACGUCUAAAGGGUAAAGAAGGACGAUUGCGUGGUAACUUGAUGGGGAAACGUGUUGACUUUUCGGCACGUACCGUCAUUACCGGUGAUCCAAACUUGGAAUUGGAUCAAGUUGGUGUGCCAAAGAGUAUCGCAAGGAAUUUGACAUAUCCUGAAAAGGUGACACCCUACAAUAUUUCGUACCUAUCUGAACUUGUCAGAAAUGGACCGAAUGAAUGGCCAGGCGCGAAAUACGUUGUUCGUGAUACCGGAGAGCGUAUCGAUUUAAAAUACAACAGACGAGCAGACAUGGCUCUGCAAUUUGGAUGGACUGUCGAAAGACAUCUGAAGGACGGAGAUUAUGUCUUGUUCAACCGUCAACCCAGUUUGCACAAGAUGAGUAUGAUGUCGCACAGAGUCAAAUUGAUGGACUUCUCCACUUUCCGAUUGAAUUUAUCCGUCACACCACCGUACAACGCCGAUUUCGAUGGUGACGAAAUGAACUUACACGUUCCUCAAAGUGAAGAGACCAGAGCUGAAUUAAGCCAGAUCGCCUGGGUAGCAAAGCAAAUUGUUUCGCCUCAAGCAAAUAAACCCGUCAUGGGUAUCGUGCAAGAUACCCUCUGUGGUGUUCGAAAAUUCACUCUCAGAGAUUGUUUGCUAGACUUCAAUCAAGUCCAAAAUAUUCUGCUUUGGGUUCCACUCUGGGAUGGUGUUGUGCCUACUCCUUGCAUCUUGAAACCAAAGCCGUACUGGUCUGGAAAGCAGAUCUUAUCAAUGUGCAUCCCCAAGGGUAUUAAUGUCUUCUUGGGUAGCCCAAUUGAUCCCAAGAAGAACAAUGUGACAGAUGACGGUGUUUACAUCGAAAAUGGUGAAAUCUUCUACGGUGUUAUUAACAAAAAGGUUGUCGGAUCUGCGGCUGGUGGUUUGAUUCACAUCAUCUUCCGUGAACGUGGACCAGAAAUCUGUCGUGACUUUUUUGGUGGUGCACAGAGGGUGGUAAAUUACUGGCUCUUACACAACGGAUUCAGUAUCGGUAUCGGUGAUACAGUAGCAGAUAAGGCAACCGCAACAUUCAUUACAGAAGAAAUCAUCCGUGCCAAAGCACAGGUAGACAAAUUCAUCCAAGAUGCGAGACACGAUCGCAUGAAACCCGAAGCAGGUAUGACUUUGCGUGAAUCUUUCGAAGCAAAGGUGAAUCGUGAAUUAAACACCGCUCGUGAUACCGUCGGUUCGCGUGCAGAGAAAGACUUGCCAAAUUGGAACAAUGUGAAGCAAAUGGUUAUUGCAGGAUCAAAAGGUUCUUUCAUCAACAUCUCCCAAAUGUCUGCAUGUGUAGGUCAACAAUCCGUCGAAGGAAAGCGUAUUCCAUUUGGUUUCCGUCACCGUACUUUGCCGCACUUCUCCAAGGAUGACUUCAGUCCAGAAUCUCGUGGAUUUGUGGAGAAUUCAUACUUGCGUGGUCUUACACCACAAGAGUUCUUCUUCCACGCCAUGGCAGGUCGUGAAGGUUUGAUUGAUACAGCGGUCAAAACUGCUGAAACUGGUUACAUUCAAAGAAGAUUGGUCAAAGCUUUGGAAGAUGUUAUGGUUUGCUAUGACGGAACGGUGCGUAAUUCUACAAAUAAUGUCAUUCAAUUUGCAUAUGGUGAAGAUGGAAUAGACGGAGCAAUGGUCGAACGUCAAAAUCUUUUGACACAUCGAUUGAAUGAUGCUGAAUUCCGUGAUCGCUUCGGUGUAGACUUGAAUGCGGGCGGCUUCAAAAGGGGCACUUUGCAGGCUGGUUUGGGAGAUUUCUCGCAAGAGCUGCAAGAUCUUUUGGAUGAAGAAUUCGAGCAACUUUCUCGUGAUCGCAAGAUCUUGAGAACAGAAAUCUUCAAAGACAGUCGUGCCGAUGUAUACUUGCCGAUGAACAUUGCUCGUCUAGCGCUCAAUGCACGUCAAGAAUUCAACAUCGAUCCGAGAAAGCCAACAGAUCUUUCGCCGAAAGAAAUCAUUCUUGAAUUGCGCGAAGUGAUCGAUAGACUCAUUGUCGUCCGCGGUAAUGAUCCGAUCAGUAUUGCGGCUCAAGAAAACGCUACUCUAUUGUUCAAGAUUCACUUGCGAUCAUUCUUGAGUACCCGAAAUGUGAUCGAAAAGCUUCAUUUGAAUCGUGAAGCCUGGUCAUGGGUCUUGGGAGAGAUCGAACAGCAGUUCGGAAAAUCAGUCGUAAAUCCUGGUGAGAUGUGCGGUACACUUGCAGCCCAAAGUAUUGGAGAACCGGCAACUCAAAUGACCUUAAACACUUUCCACUAUGCUGGUGUUUCAAGUAAAAAUGUAACGCUUGGUGUUCCCCGUCUAAAGGAAAUUAUCAAUUGCGCCGAGAAUAUCAAAACACCUUCAGUAACUGUGUACCUGACUCCAGAGUAUAGCCAAACUGAAGAGGCCGCAAAAGUGAUUCAAACCGCAUUAACCCAUACAACGCUACGAACUGUCACAUCUGCAGUUGAGAUUCAUUUCGAUCCCAACCCAACCAGCACGAUCAUCGAAGACGAUCGUGAUUUCGUUGAAGCAUUCUUUGCAAUUCCUGAUGAAGAAGUUGAACGAACGCUUGACCGUCAAUCCGCAUGGCUUUUGCGCUUGGUCUUGGACCGUGCUCAAAUGUUGGACAAAAACUUGACAAUGGCAGAAGUUGCUUCAAAGAUCACUCAAACAUUCUCGGAUGAUAUUUUCGUAAUGCAUUCGGAAGACAAUGCUGAGCAAUUGGUCUUGCGUAUCCGCGUUGUGGAUAAUGAUCCCGACAAACAAACAAGUGAGAGUGAAAAUGACUUCUUGAAGCUUUUGUCCGAGGAUAUGUUGAAUGCAAUCGAUCUAAAGGGUGUCAAGGGUAUCAAGAAAGUCUUUAUUGUGUCUCAAGAUAAGGCUCAUCAACGUGUGAACCAAAUCACUGGUGCAUGGGAACCUGUGCGUGAAUGGAUCUUGGAAACUGAUGGAACCAACUUACGUGAGGUUCUUGCAGUGACGGGUGUCGAUGCUGCCAGAACGCUUUCGAAUAAUUGCGUUGAAAUCCUGCAAGUAUUUGGAAUUGAAGCAGCCAGAAACUCCGUUCUCCGUGAAUCAAAGGCGGUUAUUGAAUUUGACGGUUCAUACGUCAAUUAUAGACAUUUGGCAAUGUUGUGUGAUAUCAUGACCACCCAAGGACAUUUGAUGGCCAUCACUCGUCAUGGUAUUAACCGUACAAGUCAAGGUGCAUUAAUGCGUUGUACUUUCGAAGAAACUGUCGAAAUUUUGAUGGAGGCAGCUGCUAUGGGUCAACUGGACGACUGUAAAGGUGUUGCAGAGAAUGUUCUAUUGGGUCAAAUGGCACCGAUGGGUACAGGAGCGUUUGAUGUUUGCUUGGAUAUUGAAUUACUCAAGGAGGUGAUCGUUGAUCAUAGAUUGCCCGUUCAAGCAGCUAUGCAAGCUCAAUUAGAUCCAAUGGGUGGAAAGACUCCUGGUGGAAUGAUGACACCUUAUGAUUCUGGAAGUCCAAUGCAAUACUAUGAUGGUCAGAUUCAAGAUAUGGCUGCCUUUAGUCCUUUGGCUCAAGCGCAAGAAGAGUACAAUGACUAUUUGGCACCAGGUCAAACACCAAUGCGAACUCCUAUGGGAGCAACAUCACCUCGUGCAUUAGGCGGCUAUUCUCCCGUUUCACCCAUGGUUGGCUAUUCACCUGCAAGUCCUGCUUAUGCAGCAAGCCCUGCAAUGGUGAGUCCUUAUAUCCAACAUGGCGCAGGAGGCGGAGCUGGUGGCUACUCGCCUACUUCACCCAACAUCGGUUACGGGCCAACUUCUCCAGCAUACUCGCCGACAAGUCCAACGUACUCACCUACUUCACCGCGCAAUGAUAUGUCGCCUGUUUCGCCUGCAUAUGGAGGUCGCGGAGGUGGACGUGGAUCAGGAUAUUCACCUGCUUCGCCUAAAUGGUCACCAACCAGUCCAUCUUAUUCGCCCACCAGUCCAGUAUACAGUCCAACAAGCCCUACAAGUCCAAAGUAUUCUCCAACUUCACCUGCAUAUUCGCCGACAUCACCUGCUAUGCAAGGCGGUCGGGCUGGCGCAAUCACUUCUCCUCGUUAUUCUCCUACAAGUCCCAAGUAUUCACCCACCUCUCCUCAAUAUUCUCCCACCUCUCCUCAAUACUCGCCAACGAGUCCGCAAUAUUCGCCUACUUCACCGGUAUAUUCACCUACCUCACCUCAAUAUUCCCCAACAAGCCCCAAAUACAGUCCAACCUCACCAAAUGGCGCAACGAGUCCCAACGUAGCUGCUGGAGGAGCGGCAUCACCACGUAGAAGCAGAUUUACUCAACAAUCUGCCUGGUCUCGACGCUAA
Meira miltonrushii is the source of this 5370-nucleotide messenger RNA. Its product is annotated as beta and beta-prime subunits of DNA dependent RNA-polymerase. The coding region runs from base 1 to 5370 and encodes 1789 amino acids. Gene Ontology annotation, cellular component: RNA polymerase II, core complex. Lineage: Eukaryota; Fungi; Basidiomycota; Exobasidiomycetes; Exobasidiales; Brachybasidiaceae. The record is from RefSeq and is a predicted model, not a curated record. Gene Ontology annotation, biological process: transcription by RNA polymerase II. The transcript has 2 exons. Gene Ontology annotation, molecular function: DNA binding.